ACUAGGACGCAAGAUGUGCUAUGCAUUGCAUACUGGGCCUGUCCUUCUUUUUGCAGGAAGGGAUUGACUUGUGCAGUUUAACGAGCGCAUGAAAGGGGAAGAAUCUGACGAAUUCCCGGCCUAUCAGAAACUGUGCCCUUUUACCUAUUAUCCCUCCUUUUCACGAGCCCUUAGAACCAAUAUUGAUUUAUCGCUGAGAUCCGGUCAGAUCUGGGGGACAAUUUUCAAGCCUAAUUAUGCGGGAGCUAAUACGUAAGAAACGCAAGCUUAUGGGAGAUCAACGGCGUGUGGGUUAAAUGCAAGUAAUUUAUUGCCUUUUAUUAUUAGCAACCCAGAGAUCAAUAAAUCCAAAGGUAACUUUACUUCCUACCCUUUCAAUCCUGCAUUUACCCACACCUAGCUAAGGCCAACCACAAGUUACCAUUCAGCAAUGCCAUAAAAUGUCAUAUCCACAAUUCACGCAGAACGUUCACUGGCGUUCAUUUCACCACAAAA
This is a messenger RNA of Ogataea polymorpha, 495 nucleotides long. RefSeq lists its product as uncharacterized. Bases 89 to 256 code for a protein of 55 amino acids. The transcript has a single exon. Lineage: Eukaryota; Fungi; Ascomycota; Pichiomycetes; Pichiales; Pichiaceae. The record is from RefSeq and is a predicted model, not a curated record.